AGCUCAUAUCUCUCUCUCCAUCGCCGCUCCUCCGCAGAAACCCUAGAGAGAGAAAGUAAACAGAGAAAUGACUACCCGCUUCAAGAAGAACAGGAAGAAGCGCGGCCAUGUGAGCGCCGGUCACGGCCGCAUCGGGAAGCACCGCAAGCAUCCCGGAGGCCGCGGAAACGCCGGAGGCAUGCACCACCACCGCAUCCUCUUCGACAAGUACCAUCCCGGCUACUUCGGCAAGGUCGGCAUGAGGUACUUCCACAGGCUCCGCAACAAGUUCUACCGCCCCAUCGUCAACAUCGACAAGCUCUGGUCUCUCGUACCCGAAGACGUCAAGGACAAGGCCAGCACCGACAAAGCACCCAUGAUCGAUGUGACCCAGUUCGGAUACUUCAAGGUCUUGGGUAAGGGAGUGUUGUCCUCUUCGCAGCCCAUCGUCGUCAAGGCCAAGCUCAUCUCCAAGAUCGCCGAGAAGAAGAUAAAGGAGGCCGGUGGCGCCGUCGUGCUUACCGCUUAGGUUUGAUCGUCUCUACCCUAGUUUCGUUUAUAUCUAUUUGGGUUUUCAAGUUUUAUAUGUAUUGGUGGUUUACAUUGAAUGAAGGAUUAUUGGAGUAUGUUCUUUUUGGAUCACUUCUUGAGAUGUUUACAUUUCAGAUUUAUAUAAUUUUGACUGCAUUUGCUCACA
Molecule: messenger RNA, 676 nt
Organism: Cornus florida
Lineage: Eukaryota; Viridiplantae; Streptophyta; Magnoliopsida; Cornales; Cornaceae
Product: large ribosomal subunit protein uL15x-like
Exons: 1
Coding region: 68-508 (146 amino acids)
Biological process (GO): translation
Cellular component (GO): cytosolic large ribosomal subunit; ribosome
Molecular function (GO): structural constituent of ribosome
Source: RefSeq, a predicted model, not a curated record